UCUGAUGAUAUGCCGGACAAGGAAGCCAAUCGGGCUGCGAAGAUUCUAUUGGAAAUUAAAAGCAACAAAUCAACCAAUCCUGGCGAAAGGUCAGAGGAAUCACGAGCUAUCAAUAGUCCUGAAACGAUUUACCCCUGUAGCGAGGAAAUAAGAGCUUGUUUCCGCAGAGAAGAAGCUCUAAGGUACACACAACCUAACAAGGCUUUCUCAUAUACAGCUGUGGAUGGUAAGAAGGUUGUUGUCGCUCCACUGAAAAAGCGUGGAGGCAAACUAUUCAAAAGGAUUUGUCAUUACAAUAUUCUUAAGAGGAAUAAACCGCCUUUUUUCACUCUCCAUUGUUUGGUAAGAGAUGCAGCGGCUAGAUUGCCCGGAGGAGUUGGGACUAGAGACGAUGUUUGUGUUUUGGCCAGGGACUCACAAUUCAUCGUUGAGGACAUCUCCGAUUCACAACUUCGCAAAGCUGUAAAGGGAGGGUUGGAUCGUCUGCACUAUGAAGACGAUCCAUGUGUAAAAUAUGAGAAGGAAAGGCAUCAGUGGACUUAUCUACAUGGAGAUAGAAAGGUAGAAGAUUUUGAAGAUGAUUCGACAUAAAGUCUGUAAUGAAUUUCGUAAACUAAAGAUUUAAAAGACUUUCGGCUGUAAUUUUUAAUAAUGUCUCUGUAUUGCUGCAUCUUUCUGGAUAUUUUAUGUUAAAAAAAAUAUGUGCUUGUUGAUUUACUAACGCUUGUUUGUUCCUAAAAUCAAAACUUGAGAAUUCACUAACUUCCUCAAAUGGCCACUCACUCAGGUUGAUACAUGUUUUGAUAUGCUUUAUUUGAGCUUAGUGGCUAAUAGAAAUUAUAUUUCUACCUUUAAAAAGUAGGGGUAAGCUGCAUACACACUGAUCCCCCUAGAUCCUACUUCUGGGGUUUCACCGGGUAUGUUGUUGAUGUCCACUCAUCUCAGCUUUUCGGUGCAAGAAGGUGGUUUUUUUCGAUUGGAGAUUUUUUUUUGUAGGAGAUAAGAUUUAAGCUGAUUGACUUUAUUGAUGUAAAGAUGAGAUAAUUGGCUUUACUACACAAUUUUAGUAACAUGAGUGACGAUUUGAGAAAUUUAUCCUUGGCCGGUGAAUUUUCGUUUGAGCUAUUUUUUGAUGUUCCACAAGUCCUUUACCACUAUAUAAGAACUAGUUGAAUCAAGUUCGGAAGUACAUUCUGGACUAGUACAUUUGUGCAAAACUUGAAUAGUUUUUGUCAGAUUCUUAGUUUUUGCCAAGCAGCAAUUGGAACAAUGGGUCUUGCACUGAGAAAAUGGAAUGGCUUGAAAUGGCCAUGCGAUUGCUUGAAUUUGGAUAAGUUCUUCUACAUAAGUGUCGUUUAGAGUUUUAGUGUGUCGCUUGAGCUUAAGCUCUUCCCUUAGCUUUGUAAUUUUAUUCAUCAAUAUAGAGAUUUUACCUUUUUUUGUCAUGAAAGAUGACUAUUCCAAUAGAAACACGCCUGCGCUCUCAGCUAAAAGACUCCCCUCGCUAAAACAAAAACAGCUUUUAGCGUCAAUAAAAAUACCCAUCAACAAACAGUGAUAAAUCUCUUA
Molecule: messenger RNA, 1569 nt
Organism: Solanum lycopersicum (tomato)
Lineage: Eukaryota; Viridiplantae; Streptophyta; Magnoliopsida; Solanales; Solanaceae
Cellular component (GO): Ino80 complex
Source: RefSeq, a predicted model, not a curated record